ACAGGAGUAGUCCAACCUUUGCAUGGAAUUUCUGACACCACCUUCCAACGUGAAGUUUCGAUAGUUUUGCUCGCAGCAGUAUUUAGUGAAUAUUUAUUCCCAAAAAAGCCUCCAAUUUUUUUUAUUGUAAAACUGUACAAAACAUGCCAGAUUGGCCUACGUGGGCUAGUGUAUUUUUCUAAUGAUAGCAAGACAGCAAAGUUGAAAAUUGGCAAAAUCAUAAACCGUGCGUUUACGAAACCUAGAAUAGAAUUCGAAAACCAAACACUGGUGCACAAACAUGAACGCCACACGUGAAAUAAAUCAUUGAAGAUGAGGGUAUAUAUAGGGGAAAGCGUCAGAAUGCUUCACUUCUUAUCCGGGUCUCGAACCGAGUAAUACUGAGUUCACCCUGAACAUAUCUCAGAAAAGCUCAAUCUACAAAGAUGUGGUACAUAAUCCUCCUCAUCGGAGCCUUCACCGUGGACUACAUAUCGGCAGAGGAAAUUGAACACGGAAACUAUCUCCUGAACAUCGACGAUGGGAUUCUACGAUCCAUAAAGGCUACGAAUAAUACACCCCAUCUUGACCUGUCCGGUUUGAAGCUGAAAAAAAUUGAGGAAAAAGUCUUUGACAAUUUAUCAGGAGUACAAAGAUUGAAUCUCGAUAAUAAUCAACUCGAGAAUCUUCCGGCUCUAAUUUUCUCCAAACUGGAUCAACUGGAAACAUUAUCGCUGGCUGAUAAUAAGAUUUCUGAAUUGGAAGACAAUAUUUUUGUAGGGUUGGAUAAACUGAAAUGUCUGAACGUGUCAAAUAACGCCUUUAGGCAACUGGAAGAUGGAGUUUUCUAUGGGCUCACGAAAUCUGUGGACGUCAUAACUGAAGGGAACGCAUUACACAGUAUUUCAACACGCGUUUUCAUGGAUCCGGCUAGUCGUGAGCCAUAUAAGGAGAGGAUGGAACCACCACGUCGGACUGAAUUACCAGAGGAGCCCACAACAACGGAAAUCCCCCCGGUGUUGGAUGCAAAUUUACUAGUAAAAAUAUGUAAAACUGCUGAUGGCAUAGUGAACUCAGUGGAGGAACGAAAAAAGGAUGAGGCACUUGCUGACUGCACAUCUGCCGUUGUCAACCAUGAAGAACGAGAGUUAAGUCUCUCAGGGUUGGGCCUCAAAAAAUUCCAAAAAGACUGGUACAAACUAUCCGCCUUUCCCUUUCUUUCAAUCGACUUCAGCGAGAAUGACAUAACUGAUAUCACACCAGAGCUCCUGAACGACCUGCCAAAAGGAUUGACUGAAGUUUAUCUUCGGAAGAAUAAAAUUCAGACUAUCAAGAAAGAUGUGAUCGCGAACGACCAUCUGAAGACCAUUGUCAUCGCCGACAAUUUCAUUUCUACAAUUGAAGAUGGGGCUUUGGAAAAAACUAAACUGACCAAUCUUGCAGCAUCGACGAACCGUCUGAAAAGCCUAUCUUUUGCAAAAACCCUACCAUCGACUCUCCAGGUGUUGACAGCCAACCAAAACGCUAUCGACGACAUUCCUGAAGACUCUAUGAAGAAUUUAAAGGAUCUCCUUUAUGUCAAUCUUGCGUUUAAUAAUGUAUCCGAUCUACCAGCGAAUGCACUUCGAGAUUUAAAGAAUCUGAAUACUCUCGAUCUGUCCUACAACCAACUGAGUGAAAUUCAUCCCGGAACUUUUGAAGACCUUGAAAAAUUAAUCACCCUUCGUCUUGCCCACAAUGGCAUCGUUACAGUGAAUUUCGGAUGCUUUAGAGGUUUGAACGUGAUAAAAUCCCUUCACCUGAAUAACAAUAAAAUUAAAAAGAUCUCCAGAGAUUCAUUUUCCGAUUUAACGGGAAAACUGGGAGUUUUUAUAUACCUCUACGAAAAUGAGAUCGAAAUUAUUGAAGAAGGAAGUUUCACAGAUGUCGCAGUACUCAAUCUGUUUCUGCACGAUAACAAAAUUGCCACAAUUCCACCGGGUGCAUUCAAUGCAUCUCUACUUACGAGUCUUUAUUUGGAGAAUAAUAUGUUUACAACGAUUGACGGAGAUUCAUUUUCCGGUCUGCCGCAUUUAUUGAAACUUAGGUUGAGCGGUAACAAAAUAACGAGCAUCAAGAAAGGUGCAGCUAAGAAUCUGGGAAAUUUGCAAGAGCUUGAUAUAUCUAACAAUCCCCUCGAACGUCUUGAGAAUGGUGCACUAUACGGAUUGGGAACACAGAGUGGUUUUGUAUCCAUUGCUGAUACACCUAUCAAAAUCCUCCAAGGCGGAGCGUUUGCGGAUGUUUAGAAUUCAUUGAUCUCAUUUGACUGCAGAAUGUAAGAACGUUAUUUGUUAAAUUUUUUAUAGUCACUAUUUCAUAUCGAUGUACGGCACUGCUUAACGGAAAUAUAAAACUUCAUUCACAACGGCCUGAAUUAAUACUGUAUCCUCAAAAAAUAUUAGAUCGUUGUACAGCUUUCCCCAUUUUAUGUGAUGAAAAAUAGAAAAAAACCGGACCAAUCGAAAUUUGCAAUCAAUGAGUGGAUAAUAAUAAAAUUCGUUGUAUUAUUUA
Molecule: messenger RNA, 2532 nt
Organism: Diachasmimorpha longicaudata
Lineage: Eukaryota; Metazoa; Arthropoda; Insecta; Hymenoptera; Braconidae
Product: protein artichoke-like
Exons: 2
Coding region: 426-2267 (613 amino acids)
Cellular component (GO): extracellular matrix
Molecular function (GO): protein binding
Source: RefSeq, a predicted model, not a curated record